AUGUCUAACUUCUUUGGUGUUCUUGUGUCUGAUCCAUGGCUCCAGAGCCAGUUCACACAAGUGCAGCUCCGAACGCUGAAAACAAAAUUUUUGUCCGUGAAGAAAUCGGAUGCCGACAAUGUAGCUAUUAAAGACUUGCCGCCGGUGAUGGAGCAGCUUAGGGGCCUUCAUGAGGUUCUAUCCGAGGAAGAGAUCAGGAAUUUUUUGAGCGAGUCUUACCCAGACAUGAAUCAAUCAAUAGAGUUUGAGCCGUUUCUUAGGGAGUACUUAAAUCUCCAAGCAAAGGGGACCAGCAAAUCUGGAGGCAAAAAGAAAUUGAAGGGAUCUGUGUCAUUUUUGAAGGCUUCUACUACUACUCUGAUGCACGUCAUUAAUGAGUCUGAAAAAACUUCUUAUGUGAAUCAUAUCAACAAUUUUCUGGGAGAGGAUUCUUUCCUGAAAAACUUCUUGCCAUUGGACCCUGAAUCAAAUGAUAUAUUCAAUCUUGUUCGGGAUGGUGUACUACUUUGCAAGUUGAUCAAUGUUGCUGUUCCGGGCACUAUAGAUGAGAGAGCAAUAAAUACUAAGAAGGAUCCUAAUCCAUGGGAGAGGAAUGAGAACCACAACCUUUGUCUCAACUCUGCAAGGGCCAUUGGCUGCACUAUUGUUAACAUUGGGACACAAGAUUUGAUUGAAGCUAGACCUCAUCUUGUUCUUGGUUUGUUAUCGCAAAUCAUAAAGAUACAACUCUUAGCUGAUUUGAAUUUGAAGAAAACGCCACAGCUGUUGGAGUUGUUCGCUGAUGAUAAUAGCAAGGAAGCAGAGGAGGUUGUUACCUUAGCACCAGAUAAGAUGUUGCUCAAAUGGAUGAACUUUCAUAUCAAGAAAGCAGGGUACAAAAAAACUGUUACAAAUUUCUCUACUGAUGUUAAGGAUGGUGAAGCGUAUGCUUACCUUCUCAGCGCCCUUGCCCCUGAGCAUAGCUCGACGACCAUGAUAGAAACUACAGAUCCUAAAGAAAGGGCAAAGAAAGUACUUGAAACUGCUGAAAAGCUUGAGUGUACAAGAUAUGUAACAUCUAAAGAUAUUGUUGAGGGUUCAGCAAAUCUCAACUUGGCAUUCGUUGCACAAAUAUUCCAGCAGAGAAAUGGUCUAUCAACGAACACUACUGUGGCUCCUGUCCAAGAUACUCCUGACGAUGUGGAAGCAUCUAGGGAAGAGAGAGCAUUUCGCUUGUGGAUCAACAGUCUUGGAAUUGCAACUUAUGUUAAUAAUUUGUUUGAGGAUGUUAGGACUGGAUGGGUCCUGUUGGAGGUGCUUGACAAAAUUUCUCCAGGAUCAGUUAACUGGAAGCAAGCGUCAAAACCUCCAAUCAUCAUGCCAUUUAGAAAGGUGGAAAACUGCAACCAGGUUAUAAAAAUCGGGAAGGAGUUAAAAUUUUCUCUUGUAAAUGUAGCGGGAAAUGAUAUUGUUCAGGCAAACAAGAAACUAAUUCUAGCUUUCCUGUGGCAACUCAUGAGGACCAGCAUCCUGCAACUGCUAAAGAACUUGAGAUUCCACUCUAAAGACAAAGAAAUUACAGAUUCUGACAUUCUUAUCUGGGCGAAUAAUAAGGUCAAGGAAUCAGGCAAAACAUCCCAAAUUGAAAGCUUCAAGGAUAAAAGCAUAUCCGAUGGUGUGUUCUUCCUUGAGCUUCUAAGCGCUGUUAAGCGUACGGUUGUUGAUUGGAGUCUGGUCAAGAAGGGGGAGGAUGAUGACGAGAAGAAGUUGAACGCAACAUACAUCAUAAGUGUCGCCAGGAAGCUCGGGUGUACCGUAUUCUUGUUGCCAGAGGACAUAAUGGAGGUAAAUCAUAAGAUGAUUCUUACUCUUACUGCAAGCAUCAUGUACUGGAGCCUGCAGAAGCAAGGGCCUUACGAAGGUGCUGGGUCAGCGGCACCACAAGAAGCCCUUCCAGAGGAAGAAGAAGAGGUGGAAGAGGAGGAGGAAGAAGAAGAAGAGGAGGUUGAAGAUGGUGUAAGUUUUGGUAUGUAG
Messenger RNA from Lolium rigidum, 2013 nucleotides. Its product is annotated as fimbrin-5-like. Gene Ontology annotation, cellular component: cytoplasm; actin filament; actin filament bundle. Gene Ontology annotation, molecular function: actin filament binding. Gene Ontology annotation, biological process: actin filament bundle assembly; actin filament network formation. Bases 1 to 2013 code for a protein of 670 amino acids. The record is from RefSeq and is a predicted model, not a curated record. Lineage: Eukaryota; Viridiplantae; Streptophyta; Magnoliopsida; Poales; Poaceae. The transcript is spliced from 14 exons.